CCAGGGAGUUCGAGUUGAAGGGCCCGGGGGUCUGCGCCUCUGACUGCUCUGAGCUACUUCCCCAUUGGCUCUGAGCAGCGUGCGCUGAGCAAGGUCUGAGUGACAGGAGGAGGCUCUAGUCCAUAAAAGGGGGGCCGAGGCACCAGAACUGCCAUUCUAAGGGGCUUUGGCUGUGCGCACAGCUGCCUCUUUGGCACCUCCUUCUGAGCCGGAGUCAAGAUAACCCCUGAGCCUUGGACCAGUCACCUGCUGCCACCACCCUCCGACCUGCUGGGCCUGAAGCUGCCCAGGGACAAAGAGGAACACAGCAGGAAGAGCCAAGACAGAAUGGUGUGGCAAGGGCUGGUACUGGCUGCUUGCCUGCUCGCACUCCCCUCUGUCUCAGCGGACUGCCCGGCCCAGUGCUCCUUGUGUGCUGUGAAGACACAGGAUGAGCCCCAACCCAUCAACCCCCUGGUUUGCUCCCUGGAAUGCCAGGCUGCCCUGCAGCCUGCUCAGGAGUGGGAGAGGUGCCAGGGCCUUCUGUCUUUCCUCACUCCCUUCACUGUUGGGCUCAAUGGCAAGGAAGACUUGGAAAGCAAGGCAGUUUUGGAAGAGUCCAGCAGUGAGCCGGCCAAGCACAUCAGGCCCUACUUGAAGGAACUAGAACAAAACAGAUUCCUUCUCAGCACCCCAGCAGAGGAGAACGCUCUAAGCAGCAGCCUGGCAGAGAAGCUCAGGGGUCUCUCUGGCAGGCUGGGGGAGGGUGCAGAGUCUGAGUUGAAUGGGGAUGCUCAGCUGAACGAUGGUGCCCUGGAGGCUGGAGCGCGGAAUUCUGAUGAGGAGGAACCCAAGGAGCAGGUCAAACGCUAUGGGGGCUUUUUGCGCAAAUACCCCAAGAGGAGCUCAGAGGUGACUGGGCAGGGAGCUGGGGAAGGGGAGGGGGAUGAGGUGGGCCAUGAGGACCUGUACAAGCGCUACGGGGGAUUCUUACGGCGCAUCCGUCCCAAGCUCAAGUGGGACAAUCAGAAGCGCUACGGUGGCUUCCUCCGGCGUCAGUUCAAGGUGGUCACUCGGUCUCAGGAAGACCCCAGCGCCUAUUACGAAGAGCUUUUUGAUGAGUAAACACCUCCACAUCAUGGAGUUGAGUCAGGAGCUUCCCAUAAUGCCCUGGAGAUUGGAGUGAACUCAUUCAUCCGCCCCUAUGGUCCCCAUCCCCAUGCUCAGUUCAGCAUUGUCUACAAGACUUCCAAACCUAGUCUGCCUCUCUUCUGCCCAGAUGCCGUGUUUGUCCAGGUCAGUGAGGGGGGAGGAGGGAGGUUUCCCUCUCCAGUAGGCUUAGUGCUUGCCUUCAACCCUACAUCUGUAAAACUACCAGCAGCAGCAGCUUUGCUAUCAAUUCACUUUAUAUGACUCCCCCGUCCCAGGAAUCCAGACUGACCUCUUGAUCCCUCUGGAUCUAUGAUCAAGUAUUCUGAUCAAUGCCCCUCAGAAGAAAAAUGAACAUUCCCCCUCCCCAUGCAGAUAUAUAUAUAUAUAUAUAUAUAAAAUAAAACAUAUAAAAGGUAGAAAUUUAAAACAAAAUAGAUAUAUAAAAAUCCUAACAGUUUAUUCUCAAACCUCAAAAGCUCUCCCUACUAUAGAGACCACGCUUUAGGCAAAAAGCUCAAACACUGCUUUUUAUUGGAGCAGGAAUUUCUACACUACAGAGUUCAGUCUCCCAGUGGGUUAAACGUUCAGUCAGUGUACUCUGAGUUCGUGCUGUUUAGAAACACACCUUUUGAAGAACCUGGUUCCUGGACUCCAGUCCAUGUUGAUACCCUGGACAGCACCCAACUUCUCACAGGAGAGGACGGGAGUGAAAAAUCUCUUUCCAAAAUGGUUAAUGAGAGCCACUCGCCUUCUGAAUGCUGAAACAAUCAAGCAGGAGUGAGGCAAACUGAUUUGUUCUGUGCAACAGAUUCAAAAUGUGGACCAGUUCCCUCAGCCCUCAUUAAACUAAUUAAACUGAUCGGUAUCACACUCCAACCCCAGGAUGAACUGAUGCUGAGUCAAGUUGAUGAGGUUAAGCACAGCCAUGUUCUUGAGCAGCUGAAUCUGCCGCCAAGAGUCCAAGCCAUCUGGCCAAGCAUAUGCAUUGGGCCUUGGGUAAGGGAAUCCAGAAGCAACAGCUAGAAAGGGGAAAAAGUCCUCUUUAGCUCUCACGGCAAUUCUUUCCUCUUAAUGUCUCAAAAUGAAACUAGAAAGAGGAAUGAAAUGAUUAAGUGCUUGAGGCCAAAUGAGUUCCUUGAUUCAAAUAACCCAGAAGCAGAGGAAGUGACCUUGACCUAAGUCCUCUCCUCUCCUCUCUCUCUCCCUGUCUCUCUGUCUCUGUCUGUCUCUCAAACCUCUCUCUCUCUCUUCACUGUACCCAGGCAAUAUGGUUUGGUUUGUGGAUCCAGGAGGCUGGUCUAGACGGGGAGGAAAUGAACUUGAGUUUGGUUAUUUUGUAUAAGAUGCUACUGAGCACACUUCUUCAUGCACAACCCUCGGGCCUCUCUCAUGAUGUUCUGAAAUGUAUAGAUUGUUUUAGAAUUAUUUUGUGUGCUUCUCAACAUCCCAUUUUUUCAAUUUACUUGGAAUUUCCUUAGUUCUUAACAGGCUUGUGUUAUUUCCAACUCCUUCAGUACAAUAAAUA
Dama dama (fallow deer) is the source of this 2656-nucleotide messenger RNA. It is a transcript of the gene PDYN, whose product is annotated as prodynorphin. Bases 328 to 1104 code for a protein of 258 amino acids. Gene Ontology annotation, biological process: neuropeptide signaling pathway; sensory perception; chemical synaptic transmission. Lineage: Eukaryota; Metazoa; Chordata; Mammalia; Artiodactyla; Cervidae. Gene Ontology annotation, cellular component: dendrite; neuronal cell body; plasma membrane. Gene Ontology annotation, molecular function: opioid receptor binding. The record is from RefSeq and is a predicted model, not a curated record. The transcript is spliced from 3 exons.